CGCCGCCGCCGCCGCCGCCGCCGCCAUGAACAUCCGCAACGCGCGGCCCGAGGACUUGAUGAACAUGCAACACUGCAACCUCCUCUGCCUGCCAGAGAACUACCAGAUGAAAUACUACUUCUAUCACGGACUCUCCUGGCCACAGCUCUCCUACAUUGCGGAGGAUGAGAACGGCAAGAUCGUGGGUUAUGUCCUGGCCAAAAUGGAAGAAGACCCUGACGAUGUCCCCCACGGGCACAUCACAUCCCUGGCGGUCAAACGCUCCCACCGACGACUGGGUCUGGCUCAAAAGCUGAUGGACCAGGCCUCGCGGGCCAUGAUUGAGAACUUCAAUGCCAAGUAUGUCUCUUUGCAUGUGCGGAAGAGUAACCGGGCAGCUUUGCACCUCUAUUCCAACACCCUCAAUUUCCAGAUCAGCGAAGUGGAGCCAAAAUACUAUGCUGACGGGGAGGACGCUUAUGCUAUGAAGCGUGACUUGACGCAGAUGGCAGAGGAGCUGCGUAGACAAGUGGAGCUGAAGGAGAAGGGCAGGCAUUCCGUGCUGGGCUCCAUCGAGAACAAGGGCAGCGACCCCAAGGCCAACCACUCUGGCGAGUGCUGCCGGGAUGAAAAAUGCCCGGGCGCUGUGGUCGUUGGCGGGCCUGGGGCGGAGGACAGUGGGGACAGCAAGGACGUCAGCGAGGUCAGCGAGGCUACGGAGAGCACAGAUGUCAAGGACAGCUCGGAGGCCUCCGAUUCUGCCUCAUAGCAAGGGCUGCCGAGGAGCCAGCAGAGGGACUUGUAUUCAGCAGGCCUCACUCUGCAUUUGGCUAGCCGGUAGGGCCUUGCCAGGAGGAUUGGAAAUAAAGCGUACAGAACCGGAAA
Molecule: messenger RNA, 864 nt
Organism: Eublepharis macularius
Lineage: Eukaryota; Metazoa; Chordata; Lepidosauria; Squamata; Eublepharidae
Gene: NAA10
Product: N-alpha-acetyltransferase 10, NatA catalytic subunit
Exons: 9
Coding region: 26-748 (240 amino acids)
Biological process (GO): N-terminal peptidyl-glutamic acid acetylation
Cellular component (GO): NatA complex
Molecular function (GO): protein N-terminal-serine acetyltransferase activity; protein-N-terminal-glutamate acetyltransferase activity
Source: RefSeq, a predicted model, not a curated record